Etheostoma spectabile (orangethroat darter) is the source of this 1281-nucleotide messenger RNA. RefSeq names its product cell cycle control protein 50A. The record is from RefSeq and is a predicted model, not a curated record. The transcript is spliced from 7 exons. Gene Ontology annotation, cellular component: plasma membrane; Golgi apparatus; endoplasmic reticulum. Lineage: Eukaryota; Metazoa; Chordata; Actinopteri; Perciformes; Percidae. The coding region runs from base 75 to 1181 and encodes 368 amino acids. Gene Ontology annotation, biological process: phospholipid translocation.
UCAUUACCUUGUUUGUAAACUUCCUGGUGGGGCUAACUGCGUUAGCAACAACUUCGUAGUUUUGGCUAGCAAUCAUGAUAGCGUCUAGUUACAACGCCAAAGACGAAGAUGGACAUAUAACCGUGUCCGGGCCCGGCGGCGGGACUCUGCGCAGCAAGAAGCCCGAGAACACUGCGUUUAAACAGCAGAGACUACCCGCUUGGCAGCCCAUUCUCACCGCGGGCACAGUGCUCCCUGCCUUCUUCAUCAUCGGACUCCUCUUCAUCCCCAUCGGCAUCGGCCUGUUUGUAACGUCCAACAACAUCAAGGAGUUUGAGGUGGAUUACACAGGGGUUGACAUGUCCAGUCCCUGUUUCAACUGCUCCCAGAACUUCAACUGGAACAGCACGAGGCCUUGUACCUGCUCCAUACCUUUCUACCUGGACCAGCCAUAUGAGAGCAACGUCUACGUGUAUUACGGCCUCUCCAACUUCUACCAAAACCACCGCCGCUACGUCAAGUCGAGAGAUGACAGCCAGCUGAAUGGAGACAUUACCUCCCUCAAGAAUCCCAGUAAGGAGUGUGAGCCGUACGCUUAUCAUGAAAACAAGCCAAUUGCUCCGUGUGGGGCCAUCGCCAACAGCAUGUUCAACGACACGUUGGAGCUGUUUUACAACGACCCCAACGGCACAAAGAUCCCGAUUCCUCUGAACACUACAGGCAUCGCCUGGUGGACCGACAAGCACGUGAAGUUCGGAAACCCCGGAGGCAACAACCCCAACCUCACGGCCGCUUUUCAAGGUACCACGAAGCCGGUGAACUGGCGCAGGCCUGUCUACGAGCUGGACGCCGACGAGGGGAACAACGGCUUCAUCAACGAGGACUUCAUCGUGUGGAUGAGAACCGCCGCCCUGCCGACCUUCCGCAAACUCUACCGCAUCAUCAACAAGAAGAGCAGCAUGGUUCCAACUCUGCCCCGAGGAAACUACACUCUGGAGGUCGUCUACAAUUAUCCCGUCCGCAGCUUCGAGGGCAGGAAGCGGGUGAUCCUGAGCACCAUCUCCUGGAUGGGGGGCAAGAACCCGUUCCUGGGCAUCGCGUACAUCACCGUGGGCUCCGUCUGCUUCUUCCUGGGCGUCGUCCUGCUCAUCAUCCACCACAAAUGCGGCAACCGAAACAACAGCGCCGACAUAUCCAACUGAGGUGGCGGCCCCGCCCCCCAGCUCGCCUCCUCCUGCUGCAGUGAGCUCAUCCGUCAGGGUAAACGUUUCGUCCAGAGGCACGACUGGUAGAGACAUCAAA